GUGUCUUUUGUGGACGCGAGUUUCGUUUGAAGUUUGAACGAUCGUAACCUAUCGUGCAGCUGAGUUACCGGGUUUCUAAGUCUACCGGAGUCAACGGCGGAGUUUUGCGGAUAAGGCGGAGAGAGUUUUCGAUGGGGAAUACGAAUUGUGUAUUGUUUGGGUGCGUGGGGCAAGCGAGUGUGGGGGUGGUGGAGAGAUGGGGAAGGUUUGAAAAAUUGGCUCCGCCUGGGCUCCAUUUUUUUAACCUUUUCGCCGGCGAGUGCCUCGCCGGUAUACUCUCUACCAAGAUUUCUUCCCUCGAUGUUCGGAUUGAGACCAAGACCAAGGACAAUGUCUUUGUGCAAUUGCUGUGUUCAAUUCAGUACCGAGUCAUCAAAGAAAAUGCUGACGAUGCAUUUUAUGAGUUGCAAAAUCCUCAAGAACAAAUUCAGGCUUAUGUGUUUGAUGUGGUUCGUGCCGUUGUCCCAAAAAUGAAUUUGGAUGAGCUCUUUGAACAAAAGGGUGAAGUUGCUAAAUCUGUAUCAGAGGAACUUGAGAAGGUGAUGGGAGAUUAUGGAUACAAUAUUGAGCACAUUCUAAUGGUCGAUAUAAUACCAGAUGCUUCUGUGCGCAGGGCAAUGAAUGAGAUUAAUGCAGCUCAAAGGCUUCAACUUGCAAGUGUAUACAAAGGCGAAGCGGAGAAGGUGCUCGUAGUCAAGAAGGCAGAAGCUGAAGCUGAAGCAAAAUACCUAGGUGGUGUCGGUGUGGCAAGGCAGAGACAAGCGAUCACAGAUGGUCUGAGAGAAAAUAUCUUGAACUUCUCUCAUAAGGUGGAAGGUACCUCAGCCAAAGAAGUCAUGGAUCUGAUCUUGAUCACUCAAUAUUUUGACACCAUCAAGGACCUUGGGCAUUCCUCAAAGAACACAACUGUAUUCAUACCACACGGUCCGGGCCACGUUAGAGAUAUCAGUGGCCAAAUACGCAACGGGAUGAUGGAGGCUGCCAGCGCCCAGGCAGGGCUCACAAAUGAUGAGGUGAACAUCAAUUUACUUCAGUGAUUCAUCAGGCACCAUGUAUACUUAUCUCUUCAUGUCAUCAACUUUUGUGAAGAGCGUGCAUAUCAAUAUAAAGGUUUGUAGAAUCAAUAUAUUUGUUUUUGUUUUGAUGUAUAGAGAGAGGGUUCGAGGGUUAAUGUUCAAUAAGCCGGAAAAAUGUUUCUUCUGAUGCAGUGGUUCGUAUUACCACUUGAUACUCCUAUCUACAAAUUUAAAUGUUCUGUAAUUACAUUGUCUCA
Messenger RNA from Cucurbita maxima (winter squash), 1273 nucleotides. Its product is annotated as hypersensitive-induced response protein 4-like. The coding region runs from base 132 to 1037 and encodes 301 amino acids. The record is from RefSeq and is a predicted model, not a curated record. NCBI's taxonomy places the organism in Eukaryota, Viridiplantae, Streptophyta, Magnoliopsida, Cucurbitales, Cucurbitaceae. The transcript is spliced from 5 exons.